AUGAAUAACGUGGAGUUCAACGGCUCUAAACUGCGAAUAUAUCCAGAUAUGUCAGCAGCACUAGCGAAAAAACGCGCAGCGUUUAAGGAUGUCAAACAGCUAUUGUAUGUGAAGAAUAGCUUCAAUGGGGUGGAACUCUUAGAUCUCCUCUUUGAGCAGGCUGAUGAGAACUCGGUUCCUGAAGAGCCCGAGGGUGUCCAUGUUAACCUAGCCAGGCCAUUCCCGGAUCAAAGUUUACCGUCCCACAGCGGUGAUGAAGCUGAUCAUUUCCUGGGCUCCUUGCUGAAUGUGUGCAAGUGUGUGUCAGGCUCUAGCUCACCCCUAUGGGCCCCGUCGCCCUGCGACAGCGGCAUCAGUGAUGAUCCGCUUUCAGACCAUUUGGACAGUCCUCCUCCAUCCUCCAACCUGCUCUUUGAUUCCUUCUUCAUCUCUCAGCACCAACAUCCUCAUCCUCUUUCUCCUCCUCCUCUUCAUCCUCCUCAGCAGUCCCAACAACAACAACAACAACCACCACCACCCAGACUGGUCUCGAGCUCAGCAGACCAAGAGAUUUCCAUUGAUGUGGAGGCCUGCGAGUCCAAUCUGUCUUUGUACAGUUUGAUGGUUCCUCAGUGUAUGCCAACAGUAGAUCUGAGCUCUGAUGCCUCUUCAGUUUUCCAGCUCAGUGUGAAGGAUCUGCUCCUCUCUAAUUUCGGAGAACCUCCCAAGCAGCCCUCAGCUUCUCAGAACUUGCUGCAGGAACUCGUUCUUAAUGAUGAUGAGAAGAAACUUUUAGCCAAGGAAGGAGUGUCUCUACCCAGCCAACUUCCCCUCACUAAGUAUGAAGAGAAAAUCCUGAAAAAGAUUCGUAGAAAGAUUCGGAACAAGCAGUCUGCACAAGAAAGCAGAAAGAAGAAGAAAGAAUACCUUGAUGGCUUAGAAGGGAGAAUGGCUGCCUGCAGUGCCCAGAAUAUGGAGUUACAGAAGAAAGUGGCUCAGCUGGAGAAAACCAACACGUCUCUGAUGGAGCAGUUACGAAGGCUGCAAGCCCUGGUGAUUAACAGCGCUAACAAACCUGCUCAGACUGGCGUGUGUAUCCUGGUUCUACUGCUGUCUUUUUCUCUCAUCCUGUUCCCCAGGUUCCAGCCAUUGUCCCACAGCAGGAUCAGUGAUCCGGCAGACCUUAUCACAGACAAAGUUCAGUCGCGUUCACUGCGCUCUGUGGUAGAGGUCCAUAGUCUGCAGCCAGUCUCCUCCAUGGACAGGCACAUGGAGACAACCACCAACAUCAUUUCCAAGACACAUAUCAGGCCUGAAUAUGCCGAUAUGGACCCCCUACACCACAACCGAAGUUAUGGAGAUCAGGAGCAUCAUCAUGGUGACCCAAUCACUGGGCACACAGCCAUGCUGGGUUGGCAUAAUUCACGGCCAUGUAAUCAGAAAGACAAGAAAUGA
Neoarius graeffei (lesser salmon catfish) is the source of this 1434-nucleotide messenger RNA. It is a transcript of the gene creb3l3b, whose product is annotated as cAMP responsive element binding protein 3-like 3b. The record is from RefSeq and is a predicted model, not a curated record. NCBI's taxonomy places the organism in Eukaryota, Metazoa, Chordata, Actinopteri, Siluriformes, Ariidae. Gene Ontology annotation, cellular component: nucleus. The transcript has 10 exons. Bases 1 to 1434 code for a protein of 477 amino acids. Gene Ontology annotation, biological process: regulation of transcription by RNA polymerase II. Gene Ontology annotation, molecular function: DNA-binding transcription factor activity, RNA polymerase II-specific; RNA polymerase II cis-regulatory region sequence-specific DNA binding.